Messenger RNA from Micropterus dolomieu (smallmouth bass), 3396 nucleotides. RefSeq names its product butyrophilin subfamily 1 member A1-like. Bases 35 to 904 code for a protein of 289 amino acids. The transcript has 6 exons. The record is from RefSeq and is a predicted model, not a curated record. NCBI's taxonomy places the organism in Eukaryota, Metazoa, Chordata, Actinopteri, Centrarchiformes, Centrarchidae.
CCAGCAUCACUGCAAACAGCGUUACUUCGUCAGCAUGUUUAUUUCAGCUCGGGCGCUUCUUUUCUUCUUCGGUCUGCUGGCUUUGUUUGGAAUUAUAACGUUACUUGGAAAUGCGAGCGGGUCGGGUGACGUCAGAGUGGUUGUGAAAGAAGGAAGUGACACCAUUUUACCCUGUUCACUCAGCAACAAGGAGAACAUGGAGAAUAAAGUCUUUGACUGGAAGAAAGAUGGUCAGAAGGAGAUUUUCUUUUACAAUGCAGGAACUCAUUACAAUAACGGCAGAAUAGGUCAAGAUCAUCAGUUCAAAGGUCGCGUCUCACAUUUUCAAGAUGAGCUGAAGUACGGCAACACCUCCAUCAUCAUCAGAAAUACAAAGGUUACUGACAGUGGAGACUACACCUGUAUUUUUCCACAUCUUCAGCCAAGACAAAUAUUCCACAUUCAGCUUGUUGUUGACCUCACAUUUAGAGACCGAUCAGGAGAAAUCUCUGCAGGUGCAAAGCCGUCUGUCACUACACUGGAUCAAACAGCUGAUCGAGCCCUGCUGGAGUGUGAAGUUCGAGGUGCUUCUCCAAAACCUAGAGUAGAGUGGCAGGACAGUGCUGGAAACAAACUUCCUGCUGAGGAGCCACAGGUCUCAGAAAGAGGAGGCAGCUUCUACAUCACUGUCAACACUACUGUGAAGAAGACCGACAACUAUCGCUGUGUAGCCACACAGGAGGAGAUCAGCCAUCAGAUUCAUACUGAGAUCUACGUGUACAUCAGUGGGUCCCCCAAAGAGCCCCCCACUGAGUACUGCAUUGGAUGGACUGUUGCUUUUGUAUUUGUUGGCACUCUUUUGUUAGCUGCUGUUCUUCCUGUAGCUGUACUUAUAGCAAAUGGUGUCAUCUCACUUAUAUAUUAAACAGGUUCACCACCAAAGAGACAACGAGCACUUUGCGUUUUAUUCUGCUGAUUUUCUGGAUAUUCAGUUACAAUUUGCACUACAUUGCUGUGGAAACUUGGAGACUCACAGCAGACUUUUCACUUUGCCUGUGAAAGUGGCCGCUCUGACCAGCAAAACACUUUGCACGUGGUCGAACUACACGUUAUACAGACUAGUUUAUUUCAAGUCAACCUACCUUUACAAUUCACCUCAACCAUUCCUCUCCCAAACAAGUUUUACACUAACAUUCAUUUAUUUGAUUUUUUCCACACAUCUUAUAUAACUUAUCUACACAUUAACCAUUUUGUAGUUUCCCUAGACAGAUGUUGUCAUUAAUUAUUAAUUAUUAAUUAUUCCAACAAUAUUUAACAUUCAAAACGUCAUCAUUGAAUAUAAACUGGGGUUUUGCAGAAUCAUCCGAUAAACGUGUAAAUGUUCUGUCAGGUCGGUUCUGUCACAGUAGGAGUUUCUUUUUCAUCAAUAAUCAAUAAUUCUGUUAAAAGAGAAUUAAAUAAAUCUUGAAAUUUGGUGUGACAGAGGAAAAAUCCCAAGCAAGGCCAGAAGAAAAGAAAUACAGUUUUUAUAAUCUCCAGAGAUGAGCAGUGCCCAAAACAACAACCAAAACACUCAAAGAAACCUAAAAGCUUCCCUAAACCAAAACCAAAAUGUAAAGAAAAGACAAAGCUCUAAAUUAGGCUUCUACUUUCAAAAACAGGACAAAAAGGGUGCAAACAAAAAGGACUCCUCAUUCCUACUGACUGCUAGUAGCUGAACCAACAAAGCCACAGCAAAGACAGUUGGUACAUAGCAAACAAAACGGUUAAAGCCAACAAAACAAGGUUGUCAAAGACAAUCAGAGUUAAGCUACGGGUACUCAAAGUCUAACGUGUUCACUUACAAAGUCUAGUAUGCUCACAACAGUUCUGUACGCACAAUGAAAACAGACAGUACCUCGGCUUUCAGGGAUGAGAACAGCUAUCAGUGCAGGGUAGCGUUGUGUUGUUCAAACGUUUCGUUCAUUUGACCUAAUCUUGCAUGUGACUCAGGAGGAACGGGUUGUCUUAUUCGUUCAUUUUCACGCAUGCAUGAAGGAUCUUGGACUCUUACGUUCACUCGUCACACAGCAGCUUCCUGGGUUCUGUCAGCACAGGAAAACAUAAAUGUGAAAUGUAAUUAUAUUUAACUAUAAAGUGAAUGUUCCUCCCAGAAACUGUGUGUAAAGCUGGAUACAGUUUUCUUGGAUGGGGCACUUAAGUGCAUCAGUUCUAAUCAGUUCCAAGUGCAAUCCCCACUACAUAAAUGGGUAUUUUGAGCAUUAAACACUUAAUUUCCUGCAUUGUGGUGAAGAUUUCUGCUCCAAUUUAUGGUGGAAAUGUCUUAUUAUAUAAAGGGAAACAAAAUUCAGGUGGCUGGUGAUUCAAAAUAUCUAAAUAUAAUGUAGUGAGGCUCUCAGGUAUUCUUUAUAGCUUUUAAAGAUUUUCUCCUUAUAAAUUAUUUAAUAUCAUCCCUGCUAAGUCAACACAUGGUUAAGUCUUACCUCCUCUUUUGUGUCUUUAAAUGUGUUUGUGGCCUCUUUUCAUUUUCUUUAUUAGCUCAUCUGUUAAUAACUUAUCAUAUCAUAACUCUGUUGCCCACAGAAUGACAAUGUAACUGUGGCGCAUGCAGUCGAUGUUGACUACCAGCUAUACACAGCAUGCUAGUGUCGAAAAUCCAGCUGUAUUCUAACGUUAACUUAGCUCUCCUUAUUAGCUAGGCUCCUUACAUGCUUGCUAAUAACUUUUUAAGCUGGGUCUCCGACAUCGGACUGGUUUUAUGCAGCUGUAUUCAGGCCGCCACAAUUAAAUGAACGUAUGGGAAACACUGUAACUUAUCUGCUCAUGUUCAAAACUUUCUGUGUAUCUGUGUUCUCUGACAUGUAAAGAAAAAAAGUCGUAAUAUUACGAGACUAACGUCAUUAGCCUAUUUAAAGAGAAUUCAUAAUAUUUUACUACAUGCCCUAUACUGCAUUAUGUUACUGAUUUGCUGAAAGUUUCCCCUCGACCGUCUGACACAGAACUGGAUGAGACAGGAGAUGCUCAUGCUGGGGGGAAACAAAACUAACCUUCAGCACCUCUGAUAAAGUGCUGCUUACAAUACCCAACAGAGCAAAUCAGGGCUUUAACCUUACAUUUUUAUAGCCUACUGAAACCACUGUAUAUGUCCGCUUUAGCGCAAACUGUCUGCAACUCACAGCGCGAGGUGGGUCCAGGUUACUCGCUGGUGUCACUCGCUUGCUGUCAGGGUGAGUCCGACAGCGGAAUAUCCCUCUUGUAAAUGUGUAACCACUGUGAUAACAAGACGUUUACGUAGUAUUCCACAGUAAUACCAAGAAAGAGAGCGUCAAUUUUCCAGAGUUUACACAGUAAACGCCAUGUGGGUAAAAUUUUACAGAUGAUACUCUGACUUCCCGUUCCUGUGAAAACAGCACGGAG